AUGACAAAAUGGACAUCAGUCAAGGAUGUUGUGUUCAAUUGUGAUUUUGUCGAAACAGAAUGCAAAUCAGGCAAUGUCACCAAACGAUACAUUCAUAUGCAGAUAGCAGAGCAGAAAUCGACUGCGAAGUCUAAUCUCAGUUCUCUGAGAAAUCCUGAUGUCGUUUUGAUGGUAAUUGACUCAGUGGCGUCGACGCAGUUGAUAAGGGGACUGCCGAGAACGGUCAACUUCCUCCUACAUGGAAUGGAAGCAGUCGAGUUCCGGAAAUUCAACAAGGUCGGAUCAAACAGUCGUCCAAACGCGUUUCCUACAUUGGUAGGAAAAACCACAGAAGCUAUAACAAGAAAGAUGGCGAACUUGCCAACGAUACCAGCAGACUUGUCCUACGAUCAGUUCUGCAGACAAUAUCUCGACAAUGAGUCAUACAUUCCGCUGAUGUAUCAAAAAGCUGGAUACAAGGUGAAAAUUAAA
Messenger RNA from Ostertagia ostertagi, 471 nucleotides. NCBI's taxonomy places the organism in Eukaryota, Metazoa, Nematoda, Chromadorea, Rhabditida, Trichostrongylidae. The record is from the annotation of a GenBank genome assembly.